GCCUUAGUCUCAGCAUCAGGUAAUUUCCUCCCAGGUCUCUGUGGGUUUAUGUAUAAAAGUUCUCUGGAGCUGGUCACCAACAGAGUCCCAAGCCUACUGCCCAGACCCUCAGCUGAGCCUGCUGCUAGGAGCCCCAUGAAGCUGAUUGCCCUGCAGCUGCUGCUCUGGCACAGCACGCUCUGGAUCCUGCAAACAACUGCCCCCCUGGCUCUUGCCCUGGACCUGCCCCAGAACUUCCUGCUCAAGUGCUUAGAGCAAGUGCGGAAGAUCCAGGCCGACAGCACUGCGCUGCAGGAGAAGCUGGUGAGAGGGACCAAGGGGAGUAGAAACAUGCAGUGUGCCACCCACAGACUCUGCCACCCUGAGGAGCUGGUACUACUCGGGCACUCUCUGGGUAUCCCCCAGGCCCGCCUGAGUCGCUGUUCCAGCCAGACUCUGCAGCUGAUGGGCUGCCUGGACCAACUGCACAGGGGUCUCUUUCUCUACCAGGGCCUUCUGCAGGCCCUGGCAGGGGUCUCCCCUGAGCUAGCCCCCACAGUGGACCUGCUGCACCUGGACAUUGCUGACUUUGCCACCAACAUCUGGCAGCAGAUGGAAGACCUAGGGGUGGACCCUGCCGUGAAGCCCACCCAGGGCACCAUGCCAACCUUCACCUCAGCCUUCCAGCGCAGGGCAGGAGGUGUCCUGGUGGCCUCCAACCUUCAGAGCUUCCUGGAGGGGGCAUACCGGGCUCUGCACUACCUUGCUGAGGCCUGAGCAAAGCCCUCCUACCCAGUAUAUUUAUCUCUAUUUAAUAUUUAUGCUUAUUUAAAUUUCAUAUUUAAAGAGGGAAGAGCAGAAAGGAGCACUGACUCCUGAGUCCUUCCGCCCCCCACCUCCCCAACCUUUAAGUGUCAUUGUCCUGCCUGUGGCAAGGAGAAAGCCCCUGUCCUCCUGUCCCCUGGACUGGGAGGUAGAUGGUAAAUACCAAGUAUUCAUUGCUGUGGCUGCUCCCCGGCCCAUCUCUGAAGUGGGCUCUGGGAAGAGCUGCAGAGAACUCCGCCCCCAAGGGCACCCACCUUGGAGCCCUUGGAAGCGUCAAGAGGUCUCCCACGUGGGAGAUAAGACAUCCCUGUUUAAUAUUUAAACAGCAGUGUUCCCCAUCUGGGUCCUGUAUCCCUCACUCUGGGCUCCACAUGGCUUGUGUCCGCUGGCUCAGCCAGGCCUUGCUUCCCCAUAUACCCCCUGCCCUACGUGGGAGCAUUAUGGCCAGCAGAGGAGCAGAGUGGGCAAGCUUAACCCUGGAGUCCCAGGACUUUGCUGGGAAAUCUGAUUUUUCUUAAGAUUUUUUUUGGAUGGCUGAGGAAAUAACCAACUAGUAGAGCAUCAGACUCACAUGCCUGAAUCUCUCAGUUUGAUUCCAGCACCACAUUGUACCAGAGUGCUGUUCCGACUCGCCUUUCUCUUUUUCUGGCUCAUAUAAAAUUCCCCCUCCCUCUCUCUCUCUCAUGUGUGUGUGUAACAAAUAAAAUAAGUCUUUUUUAAAAAUGAGAUAAAGUACAAAGUUUUUUUUUUUUUUUUCUUUGGGGAUCAUGUGGGGAGACAGUAAAGAAAUAGUGUCAG
Erinaceus europaeus (western European hedgehog) is the source of this 1602-nucleotide messenger RNA. RefSeq names its product colony stimulating factor 3 (gene CSF3). The coding region runs from base 49 to 756 and encodes 235 amino acids. Gene Ontology annotation, molecular function: growth factor activity; cytokine activity. The transcript has 5 exons. The record is from RefSeq and is a predicted model, not a curated record. Lineage: Eukaryota; Metazoa; Chordata; Mammalia; Eulipotyphla; Erinaceidae. Gene Ontology annotation, cellular component: extracellular region. Gene Ontology annotation, biological process: positive regulation of cell population proliferation; immune response; positive regulation of myeloid cell differentiation.